Molecule: messenger RNA, 3112 nt
Organism: Leptonychotes weddellii (Weddell seal)
Lineage: Eukaryota; Metazoa; Chordata; Mammalia; Carnivora; Phocidae
Source: RefSeq, a predicted model, not a curated record
CCAGCUCUAACCCAGGCUGAGAGUAGCUGCCGUUUCUGAGAGGACGAUUCGUGAGGAGGCCCUUGGCGCGGUUUUCCUUUCCUCUCCCUUCUGCGGGCCCUGGCCGUACUUCGCUGUGCCUAGAGCGUGGUGUGUUUUCGUCUACCUGCCUGAUUUUCUGCAGAAGGUGCCUUUCGUUGGCCCAAUAGUUCCUUGUCGAAAGUGCCGGCCCCCGCGCCGGCACCGGCCGUAGCCCGGUGGGAAGGCUCAAGAUGGCGUGCCUGUUGGAGACCCCAAUCCGCAUGAGCGUCCUCUCGGAAGUAACAGCUAGCAGUCGCCACUAUGUUGACAGGCUAUUUGACCCUGAUCCCCAGAAAGUUCUACAAGGUGUCAUAGACAUGAAAAAUGCUGUAAUUGGAAACAACAAGCAGAAAGCCAAUCUCAUUGUUUUAGGAGCUGUUCCAAGAUUGUUGUACUUGCUUCAGCAAGAAACCUCAAGUAUAGAGCUGAAAACUGAAUGUGCAGUGGUAUUGGGAAGUCUUGCUAUGGGUACUGAAAACAAUGUCAAGUCUCUUCUAGAUUGCCAUAUUAUCCCUGCCUUACUGCAAGGACUACUAUCUCCAGACCUGAAGUUCAUCGAAGCUUGUCUCCGAUGCCUGCGCACCAUCUUCACCAGUCCCGUCACUCCAGAGGAGCUACUGUAUACAGAUGCCACAGUGAUACCACACCUCAUGGCACUACUUAGCAGGUCCCGCUACACCCAGGAGUACAUCUGUCAGAUCUUCUCACACUGCUGUAAAGGUCCAGAUCAUCAAACAAUUUUAUUUAACCAUGGUGCAGUUCAGAAUAUUGCUCACCUACUAACCUCAGUAUCUUACAAAGUUCGAAUGCAAGCACUGAAAUGCUUCUCAGUUUUAGCUUUUGAAAACCCCCAGGUAUCGAUGACCCUGGUAAAUGUUUUGGUUGAUGGAGAAUUGUUACCACAAAUUUUUGUGAAGAUGUUACAGAGGGAUAAGCCUAUUGAGAUGCAGCUGACGUCAGCAAAAUGUUUAACUUACAUGUGUAGAGCUGGAGCAAUUCGGACAGAUGACAACUGUAUUGUAUUAAAGACACUGCCUUGUUUGGUUCGAAUGUGCAGUAAGGAGAGAUUACUAGAGGAGAGAGUUGAAGGAGCUGAGACACUCGCCUACCUGAUUGAACCAGAUGUUGAGCUACAGAGAAUCGCUAGCAUAACUGAUCACCUCAUUGCCAUGCUUGCUGAUUAUUUCAAGUAUCCCAGCUCAGUGAGUGCCAUCACUGAUAUUAAAAGGCUUGAUCAUGACUUAAAACACGCUCAUGAACUCCGUCAGGCUGCGUUCAAGCUCUAUGCCUCUCUAGGAGCAAAUGAUGAAGACAUCCGGAAGAAGGUGAGUCUGGGAGAGGGGCGUCCCCCAGUCCUGACAGCCAGCAGGCAGGGAGUGACGUCAACCUGAAAGUCGUGGUGAAGAGCACUAACAGUGACUGUUUGAAUAUAAUAAAGCAGAAUGACUAAAGGCAUAAUUGAAGAAUGAAUGGGACCCGGAUUUGGGGGUUGUUUGUUUUUAGAACAUAGAGUGGCAUGGCCGUGCUGGAAUGACAAAUAACUGGCGUGCUUUUUUCUGUCAUUAAUAUGAAUUAUUAUGUUGCACAUUUUUGCAUGUGUUCUGAUAAAAUCAAUUCUAGCACUGUGAAGCUUCAGACACCUUGAAAGAUCUAACACUAGAAUUGUAAAUGUUAUUUAUGGAAAAACUUUCCAAUGCCAUUGAGAAAUUCAAAUCUUUAUUGUAUAUUGUUCUUUGAUAUGUGGCUUAGUUAUGUUUUGAUUUUUUUUUUUUUUUUUUUUGCUACUGUGCAAGUUUGAUGUGAAUAAAAUCUUUGUGGAAUAAUGAUUUUAUGUUUAGUGAGUGGUCAUCUGAAUUUUCCAGUUCCCAAAAAAUGUAUCACUGGUCUAGCACCUUAUGUUACUACAGCCUAGUCUAACACUGAACUCAUGUUCUUUAUAGAAUAGUUCUAAGCAGGGACUAAAGUAGAGUGUUAAGCUCUGACCUGGCUGCCUCCACAAACCAAAAGGCUGGAGCUUACCACUCAAAAAAAUACAUCAUCUAAUAAAUUUUACACAUGGCUUUUAGGAACAUCAGUAAAUUAAUCCACGUGUUCUGUCUCGAUGAAUUAUAGCAGAAAGAGCAAAUUGGCAUUAUUUAUUGAAACAUGGUGAUUUAUUAUAUCUCCUAUCUAUAGCCCUCUGAGGAAAACCAAAAAGUAUUGGUAAUUUACCAUGAUUCAGAGAAGUACUUUGGGCUUGUAGAGAGAGAGAGAGAGAGAAGUAUGGGGAAAACUGUAGGUUUAUUGAAAUAAAUUGAAAAGGAACCAUUAUUGGAGAAAAUUGAAAUAAUAGUAGAGAGAUUAGAUAUGUGAGUAGCUUUGAUUUAAAAAUCAGUGCAAAAAACACAACUAAACUAAACGUUUUCCAUGUACCUCAGUUUAGUUCAGUUAACAGGAUGUUUUUGACUUGAAGUGUUUAGUAAAUAUCUAUGAAAAUCCUUUUUGACACUUCUAAGCUUUCAUUUGUGAUCUGUUACUUCAAGGCAAACGUACUAAUGAUCUGAUAUUCCCUAUGUGUAAGCAUGAUUUAUGGAUGUUGAUACUGAUAUGUUUCAUUCAGUUUAGGUACAUGGUGUAUUGCAAGGGAAGAGGCUUUUAUGGCAACUCAUAUAGAUAAAACAUUUUUUAAAAAAUUGACAUGGACUGUAUAACUUAAAUACAUAAUGAUUUGGUUUUGGAUGGUUAUUAGGACCAUUGGAAAGAGAAGUAUUUUACCUGUUCUUUUAGCUCAAGAAGGCUGUGCCAUGGACUGAAAGGGAGAUAGAUAGAUGGACCAUAAUGGGGGGGAAAUAGGAUGUCCAUUUGUACUUCUUUGUACUUUUUUGUUAAUAAACUAUUGUUUUGGAAUUAAUGACUUAAUUUGUGAUAUCAUGUUCUAGAAAUACUUGCAACAUAAUAGUCCGAUCAGUAGUCUAUUAAAACUUGUAUUCAUAAUGUGUAUAAUUUCCUGGUAAGGCUAAAUCCUGAUAAUUUCUGUAGAAAGAUGCCAAAUAAAGAAUAAGUUAUAAUUAUU